CUGCCGAACCGUUGACCGUGGCGGUGUGUGUGUUGUGUUGGUGGCUAGAUGCUACGAGGAAGGCUCGACAGUCAGUAUGGCGGAGGAGGGCAGUGCGUGCGACUUAGAGGCGCUUGACAAACAACUACAGAGUUUGUCGAACCGCUACACGGGCGACGAGCUGCGAGCCGAUGGCGAGCCGUUCUGCUCGGACUUCUGCAAGCUGGUGGAGGAGUACGCCUCUCGCUGGCAGGUGCCGCUGCCUCAGCUCAGGAUCCUCGAGACGGCGCUCCGCUACUUCGCCCAAGCCUCCACCUUCUUUGCAUCAAACUGUGAUCAUGUGCUGCACACACUCAGUAGUCUGGCCUUGAGUGUUUUUGAGUUGCUGCUGUUCUUUGACCAGAAGGACUUGCAUCAGGAGCCGCUGAAACACUUCACUGUUACAUUCCAGGAAUGUCAUUUGGCCCUCGCGAGGCAUCAGAAUGUUCAUUUACUUCAGGUUGAGCGGUUGGUUCGGGGUGGCGGGCCUUGGGCCUGCCCAGCCUUACAGGCAAUCCUCAGUGAGUCCAGUUUACCUCAGAGUGAAGUGGAUGGGUGCAUCACCUCUGAGCUGCCGGUGUUCUUUGAGCUUCGGGUGCGCUACCUCUUAUCCUGUGAACGGGUCAGUGAGGCUAUGGCCCUGGCUAAGUGUUGUGCUUGGCAUCCCACAGCAGGGCAGCACUUGUUCUUCCUCCAGGUCUACCUCACGUGGCUUUUCAAAACUUCACAGCAUGACAGGCUACACGAAGAGGUGGCUGACUUUAGUGGUAAAGAUGCAAUUCACAUCAUUUGUAGUUUGGAGUGUGAGGAAAAGGAUGAGUUGCUCCUAGCCCUCAGCAGAGCCUUCCUCUCCCAGCAGCUUUGCAAGGGAGACAUGUAUUAUUUGUGUGAUCUUGUCUUCGUAUGGAGUAAACUUUAUUGUCGGUUGAAAACAUCUAAGAAAGCUCUGCUUGAGGAGAUUCAUCAGCUGAUGCUGUCUUCCACCAAUGUCAACUCCAUAUUUCCAUUCAUCAGAGCUGUACUGCAAGAACUGGGUGAAGAUGGUAUCCAAUUCUGCGUGGAGCUUUGUGCUAAUGCCCUGGAGUCUUGCCUUUCCUGUGAUGUCAUCACCAAGUCCCUAAUCUACAAAACCAUUGCAGUCCUGCUACCCAAUGACCUGGAAGUUUGCCGGGCAUGUGCCCUUCUUGUCUUCUUCCUAGAACGCACUGUUGAGGCCUACAAGAUUGUGUAUCUUCUUUACAUGCAUCCUGAUCAGGAAUAUCAUGUGGAGUACAGCCCCAUCCCAAAUCACAUUCGCUUCGAAACCCUGCAGGUCUUAAAGAAGGACCUGUAUUUUGACCCAGAGUUUUGGAACCUCAUUGCUCUGCGGACCAACUGUUUGAAGCUGAUGAGCGAGAAGGGGGUUAGUGCUGCCCUCGAGGAAAUCAUGGAGGACAAAUGGAUCCUCAACUACUGCACCAAAGAGCCUGCUUUCCGAUCAAGCACAUCAGUACAUCAAGGAGGAAGUCAAGGAGCACUUCAGACAGCAGCCACGAAGCGGCACCAUAAAGAGGAUACUGACACUGCAUCCAAAAGAUUAAGGAUGGGUCCAGGCAAAACACGGCUAAAUGACCACGCUGUGAAGAAGAAAGGCAAAUACGGGUCAUCUGAACCUUUGAGACGUUCAUUUUGGCAGCUAGACAGAGUAAAGGACAAAGUAGCUGUUGGGUAUGGAGAACUUAGGCGCACUACACGACUCUCAGAGAAGAACCCACCAAAACGGAGGAUUAGGACACCCAAGUGGCUUCUGGAAGACUCAGGAACUCUUGGAGAGAAUAAUGUUUCUCCGAAGAUCAAAAAGCAUGGACUGAAACAUCAAAAGCACCAUCGACCAUCUGUCGAAAAGAGGUCUGAAACUGGUCAUAUCAAGAACAAUGCAAAACAAUCUUCAGUAAACUCUCAUUUACUGGCAAGUGAAAACGACAGCAAACACCAGAAAGGAUUUUCUUUGGACUGUGUUCAACCGUCUAACCCUCCACAAGUAAUUCUUGAGCUCUCCCUACCAGACAAUGAACUGCUGGGUACGUUUAUCGAGGACACUUGCAACAGACAGAGAGGGUUCCCACAAGUCCUUCUGUACAAACCCACAGUGAAGUUUCCUGCCACAUCAUCACCUGCAAAGACUGUACACCGCAAAGAGGUGAUUCUUAGAGCACGGGAUGCAGCAAUGUUUGCACAACAGUUGCAUUGUUAUGCUCGCCGGCAGAAAGGAAAAGGCAAUGUGUCGAAUAUUCAAGGCUCAGUAUCAACAAUCACACGAUCCUCUGUGCAAGGAAGUCCUCCAAAAGAUCCACAGAUUGAGUUGUGUGAAAAGCCUGCUGCUGAGAUGGAAGGUGGAAUUACCUCUCAAACACCACCAUCAGCUGAAGUUACAGAAUUCCCAGUUUCAGAAAAAGUCCUUAAAGCUCCGUCUGCAAAAGCAGUCUCACGUAAGACCUCUUCAGCCAGAGAGCUCUCUGAAAAGUCUGCUGUUAAGAUGAAAGUCACUGCUUCACAAGCAACAGCAUCACCGGUUUUAGAUAAGGUCUUGCAAGCUCAAACAAGACAGCUCUGUGAAGAGUCUGCUGUUGAGAUGAAAGUCACGAUUGCCUCACAAACCCCAACAGUGGGUAAAGUGUCUCAGUCUUCAGGUCUAGAUAAGGUCUCUAAAGCGCAAACUGUUAAAGACUCGUCAAAAACCACAAGUUCAGUUGAUGCUUCGCAGACCUCAGAUAACAAUCACAUGGUAGUUACUAAGGAAGUCUCCAAUACACCCAACUUUUCAAACACGGAAGCUACUGGUCCCAUGCCCUCACAAUCUCAAGAUGUUCUUAGAGAUGUGAAACAAACUGAACUGAACUCACUCUCCUCUCAGGCUGAAGCAGUUGCUCCAGAGGUGCUCACCAAUGUCAGCAACAGCAUUUCCAGAUUACAACAGGUGGAAGUCCCAGGAGGUACAACAGUCACUACUUGUACACCUACAGAUCAGGACAGUAUAAAUGACAUAUCUGCUUUGACAUUAGUAACUGAAAUGGUUACUGAACUUGCACCUGGAACAUUUGCUCACAGACAGCCAGAGAACAGUGCCUCCAAGGACUCCAGAGCUGGAAGUAAACCUAAAGUUCCUCACAAAUUACAUACUACCUCCAGCUGCUCUGUACCAGGACUGGGGGUCUCUGCAGAUGCUGAUGUGCAAAUGGAGGAUGAGGAAACUUGGGAUAUUGUUCCAGAAACAUCUGAGAACAGUGAACCUGUGGAAUCGGAGGAAUCAAAGUUGGAAUUCUGUUGUACCUUCUGCAACAAGGUGUUUAAGGGAAGUCGUGUUGUAGCACAUGCCAUGUUCCAUUAUCGUAAAGACGAGUGCAUGUUCUGUGGGACAAUGUUCAAAGAUGACCUCCUGGCCAUGAUGCACCUGUCUGAUCAUAUUGAGAAGCUAAAGAAGAUCAGCAAAGAGUCUGCUGGCAACAGUGCCCAAGAAUACAUGGUCUCUGAGACCAAAGAUACCUCCACACAUAAGCCCCCUGCCAAAGCUAAAGCAACAAACAUGUCUCCUGAGUACCGCAGCAGUGGAAGAUCAAGAAAAACAUCUGUCUGCCUUCAAGCUUCAUCUCCACUUGGAUCCAGAAAGUUAAGAUCCAAUGACAAACCAGUGAAUGGUCCAUCUUUACAAGAAAAGAAACAAAACGCAUCAAAGCACCUUAAUAGUAAAACUCCUAACAUGGUUAACGGGCAUAUUGGCAAAAAGAAAGAGCUUAACAGACCGAAAAGCUCAGAAUCUAAGCAGCCAUGUAGACUGUCUCCAAGUGAUGGAGCUGAACAUCCCAGGUUGCAAGAAAACCAAAAUAUAGGAAUGGAUUCUGCAACAUCAGUUCAGGCAGAUAAAAAGUUCAGCUGUUCGACUGAUUAUAAAAUUAAGAAGACAGAAUCUCUGCAGGUCCAGAAGAAAGCCACAAAACAAGAUGGGAAAGUUACUGAACAGAAAAAUGUGGAGCUACAAGAGAAGGUUUGCUGUCCUGUGAAUGGUUGUGCUUGGUCUACAGAUCUGUCCAAAAAUCGUGUCGCACUCCUAUACCAUGCUCUCGAAGAUCACUAUGGUGAGAUCAAACCUUUGCAACUGGCGUUCCGUAUCGGAAACCGCAAGUGUUGUAUUUGCAUGAGGGUUCUGCGGAGUUUUGAACAUUUUCAACACCAUGUUGAAAGACACAGACUCACUCCUCGGCAUCCAUGCCUUCAUCAGGGUUGUACUGCCAGGUUUAAAAGCGGAAUAGAAAUGAGACGCCACACCAGGAAGCACAAUCCGCUGCAGGCAGCGUGCUGCCUUCCUGGUUGUUCUCAACUAUUUAUUUGUCUAUGGGCACUGAACCUUCAUGAAAGAGAUCACUAUUCUUCCAAAACCCCCAAACCAGCCAAGAACACAAAUGAGUCAACGGGUGACAAACAUAACACGCCAGCUGGAAAGAAACAACCAGAUCAUAACACAAAAUAUGAAACUGCAACUACUGCUGUAAAUAAGACUGAGAGUGUAAAGGCUACUCGUAAAUCGAAAGGACAAACGACACUUAACUCAUCAAUAGGAAAACAUGUUAAGGCUCCUUCUUCCACCACAGUCAGAGCAUCUCUAUUGAAGCAGAAGUUGAAAGAGAGCAAAGAGACCAAGAAUUUGCAUGUCUUGAAGAAUCUUUCUAACAAAGACACAUCCACAGAGCCCGCCACUCCUAAUCUGAGACUAAGGCAUACAUUAAGAAAAGUAACAAAUGCAAGAUCGCUCAAGAGUCACAGAGUCAUCUCAUCAUCAUUAAGACACAAUGCAAAAAUGAGCCAUAAGUUCAAGAAAAAGCAGGUCCAAGUAAACGCUAAAGGUCCUAAAAGAAGAGGUCGUCCUCCUAAGUCAAAGAAAGCUGUACACGAUGAAAACACUACUACUGGUCAAAACAAUGAAACUGUCAAAGAAAAAACAGACCAGAGGAACCCCACUAAGCUUGCAGAGACGUCAAAUGUAAACAAUGAGUUAAAACAAUUAGACAAGAGUCAGCACGUCCAAGACGUAGUCAAAACCACAGAAGCAUCUGUCGAUGAAUCAAAGUCCAAGAAAUCAAUAAACAAGCAGAUUAAGAAGGGUCAUGUUAAACAAAAUGCCUCUACACCUAUUGUGACACACAGCAGUUUAAAUCAAUCAGUCACCACUGACAAAACACAGAAAGUGCAUGAAGCGAGAAAACGAGCCGCUUCUUCAGACUCCAGCAAGUCAAAGAAGCACAAGGUUGCAAAUGGCAAAGUCAACACAGAGCUGAAGAAAAAAUGUCCUGAGUCUGCUUUGAAAAAUCCUGCCCAGUCAGAUUCUGUGCCUACUGUCCCAGCUAACAGUUUAAAUGAGAUAAAUGCAUCACCCACCACCUCAGGAACAAAAACACACACGGUAGCAACAGCAGAAAAGUCUCACGUUACGACAAAAGAAGGAAAGAAAGACUCAAGCAAGGCAAAUAAACACAAAGAUAAAACAGGGGACAGAAAAACGGUCAAGGAAAAACAACCAUGCACAACAUCUUUGAAAAAGACAGCCAAGUCAAAAUCCGUCAAACAACAGGUUGAGGCUAAAACGACAGCAGCAGAAGGUUCUCCUGACGUGCAAGGAAAAGCAAAAGAAGAAUCGUCCAUUGCAACUCCUGACACCUCUGGUUCCUCCUUCCCUACUUCCACAGCUAGCGGCUUAAAUGAAAUGACUUCUCCACCCUCUGCCACUGAAGAGAACGUGCAGAAGGUAACAAAAAAGGAAAAAUCAAAGAAACCUCAUGUCGCAAAAAAUUCAGACCCCAACAAAGCCAAUAAGAAGCGCAAGGUUGAUAAAGAAGGUCACACAAAGACUGUCAAGAAGAAAAGCAAAGAUCCGGGUGUUUCUAAGAAGCCUGCAGAGUCAAAAACUGAAGUCCAACCACUUGCUGAGGUAGUGGAGAGCUCCGUAGUUGAGGAGGUGAAAACAUCAGUGGAAACACCGCAACCUAAAAUGAGCUCCCCUGGCUACAUUGUGAUCAUGAACGGAAAAGCGCCAACUGAAGAAGUGAAAUCUACGGUGUGCAAGGACACACUUGCAGAAUAUGGCAAGAAACCAUACUUGCGUCCGCCACCUACAGCCUACCUGGAUGAGAAGUACAUCACCAUGCCAAAACGAAGGAAGAUGUGUUCUGCAAGAAGUCCCCCUCCCGAGCAGGUGAAGGUUACAACUGCUCCGCAGAGACAACGAUGUGCCAACUGUUUUGCCACUUUCAACAGUGCCGAAGAUCUGCAGAGUCAUCUCCAAAUGCAGAAGUGCUUGAACAUCUUUGGAUUCGACUCUGACGACGAAGGCAACAGUUGAACACGUGCAAGUCCAGGCGAACAUUUUGGACGCCCCUGGAUGGAUCAUACCUCAAACGGAUCAGCACUCUGGAUGACUUUUUCAUGGCUGUCUGCAACGAGAACUGAAAAGGGGUUACCUGACUUUUGGUGUCUGUAACGCUGCCCGGCUCAAUAAAAGUCAACUGAACUGAAUCCCAGUCAGACUGCAGAACAGCCAGUACUGAAGUGCCUGCUCUGGAACCGCCGUGCUGUUUCCAGCUGCUUCACCUGGUAUGGAGAUUAAGCAUUGUGGUGGCUUAAAGACUGGACUCCUGAAAGCUGUGAAAAAAAAAAAAAAACCUGACGCAACGUGACAAGUCUGCUCCUGCUUUCACAAGGAUACAUAUUUUUCACAUCAGUAAGCCAUAUGAUGCCAUUGUUUGCUUUUUGCACUCUUCUCAUAAGAUUUCUCAGUCGAUUUUAUUUCUGCCGAGAUUGUACAAUGAACGAAAAGCUAUUUUAACAUCCUGUGUUUAGGUAUGAUUAAGACUGAGUCUGAACUUUGGAAAGCUGUAAGAUUGCUGUAUCAUCUUUGGGAAUUUUUUAUGUAUAAUUAUUGUUUAAAUACUAAUUGUAUUUCUUAUACAAAGUGCCCUAUUGGGUUGAUUAGGUCUGUGCUUGUCCUCACCACGAGUAACCAGUAGGGGUCAGUGUGCACCAAUAUUUUGACCAUGUUAACAGCUCUGUUUUGUUUUUCCUCCUGAAAAACACAAGAUAAUGUUUGCAACUAAAAGAUUUCUACCUACAAAAAAGCUGCUCCACCGUAUUUACCACUGUACAGACUUAUUUCACUUCCAGUCACAUCCAUCAAGCUCUAUUUGUUUUAGCAAUAACAACUACGAAAUGUGCCAGUAUCCCACUGAUUUGUUGCUGGAUCCUGACAGUCAGUGGAGCAGCUGACGCUUUUGUUAUGAUUUCUCGCCUAAACUUUUUUUUUUUUUUUCUUAAUCUUAACGGAACUGUCCAAGACCAUAGAGACAUUGUGAUUUCUCUUUUUAGGCUCACAGACAAACAGUCAUAAAACUACUAUAGUUUAAAGUGUUACGAGGAGACCGCAGCAGUCUCUCCACGAGCAGCAGCCGCAGGUUAUAUUUAUUUAUGUUUUAUUUUCUAUCUUUUGUAAAUAUUUGAAGAGUUUCAAUGGCUUAUUAUAUAAAGGGGUGUCUGAGCCGGGUUUAUAUUUUGUUCUUGAAGAAAAAAUUAAAAUAUUUCCAAACGGCAUCA
Messenger RNA from Larimichthys crocea (large yellow croaker), 7632 nucleotides. RefSeq lists its product as uncharacterized. Gene Ontology annotation, cellular component: nucleus. The transcript has 10 exons. Gene Ontology annotation, molecular function: DNA-binding transcription factor activity, RNA polymerase II-specific; DNA binding. The coding region runs from base 77 to 6388 and encodes 2103 amino acids. Gene Ontology annotation, biological process: regulation of transcription by RNA polymerase II. Lineage: Eukaryota; Metazoa; Chordata; Actinopteri; Sciaenidae. The record is from RefSeq and is a predicted model, not a curated record.